CAUAUAAUAUAAUAGUAAAAGAGAUGAUGUGCUUAUUGUUUCCGGGUUCACCAUUCUCCGCAGCAGCCAUAGUAUUCUACACUUGCAUUUGCAUCCCUUUCCAUGGGCUAAAGAGAGUUCUUCUCGGAAGGUUAACUCAUCCACAAGAACCGGAAGGUGGCAAAGACCUCGCCAUUAAUGGCGAUUCCGAGCUGACGACAUAUCUUCCUGCGGUGGCUUUGUCUGAAAACGAGGAGGGAGUAUGUUCCAUUUGCUUGGUGGAGUUGGAGGAGGAGGAUGGAGGAGGAAAUGUCGUUGUGACCAAACUCCCGAGAUGUGACCAUCUCUUCCAUUUCAACUGCAUUGAAACAUGGCUUGUCCUCCAUGGCCGUUUCACUUGCCCUCUCUGCAGGUCCUUUGUCUUCUCCAAUGACGGCCUCUGCCCUUCCGACCGAUCUAAAUCUUCUUCUUCUUCCGCUUUUUCCUCUCCUGCCGUCUUCACUCUCGCUAUUCCUGCAUCUUUUCUCAUUCUUUUAUCGUUUCCCCACUUCUUUUGUUAGAAACUAAUACGUCACGGGCUUAAAGGAUUCUCGGAUCUUAAGCCAUGCGACACUUAGACGGUUAGGGCGCGGAAAUGCGUCCGCGGAUUUUCGUGCCGUAAACAAGUAUGCCUCUCAUUCUUUUCAUUCUUGUUCACGUUUGUGAUCGACCCGUCAAUCAUUUUCUAUAUACACAAUCAA
Messenger RNA from Tarenaya hassleriana, 719 nucleotides. RefSeq names its product RING-H2 finger protein ATL18-like. Gene Ontology annotation, biological process: protein ubiquitination. Lineage: Eukaryota; Viridiplantae; Streptophyta; Magnoliopsida; Brassicales; Cleomaceae. Bases 24 to 539 code for a protein of 171 amino acids. The transcript has a single exon. The record is from RefSeq and is a predicted model, not a curated record. Gene Ontology annotation, molecular function: ubiquitin protein ligase activity.